AUGGAUGUGGGUCAGGAGAAGUCGGUUCAGAGGGGUGGGGAGGAGCAGGGGGGAGUUGGGGGAGAGAAGGGGGAGUUGGAGGGGGAAGUGGAGGUGGUUGGGGAGGGGGUUGGGGGAAAGGGGGUGGUCAGGGGGAAGGAGAAGGGGGAGGAGGAGGGUGGGGCGGAGGUAGUUGGGCAGGGGAAGGGGAAGGGGCUCUGGGGGAAGGGGGAGGUGAAGGGGGAGGAGAAGGAAGAGGGGGAGGGGGAGGCAGAUGUAGUUGGGGAGGAGAAGGAGGGCAAGGGUGGGGUUCAGAAGCAGACGGAAAGAAAGGAGGAGCACGGCGACAGAAUGUCAACCAGGAGAUUAGCCCCUGGGACGCGUGGGAGGGGCGUGGGAGAGGAAGGGACGAGAGCGUGUGUGAUAGGGAAGCAGUGCAUGGAGGAAGAGGAAUUGGAGGAAGUGGGGUACAAGGAAGAGGAGAAAGAGGAGGGAGAGGAAGAAGGGGAGGAAGAGGAGGAAGGGGUGGAAGAGGAGUAA
Molecule: messenger RNA, 519 nt
Organism: Closterium sp. Naga37s-1
Lineage: Eukaryota; Viridiplantae; Streptophyta; Zygnematophyceae; Desmidiales; Closteriaceae
Source: the annotation of a GenBank genome assembly